CUGGAGCAAAGUACAAUAGACUUGGACCGUGAUUUGAUGGCACGAGGACGACGUUGUGCUCGAACAGGAGUCUUGCCGUGAGUUUGACGCAGCCUGUAAUCUAAUACGAGGCGGCCUUGUCUGCCUCGUUCGACCCUGACCGAUGUGUGUUGGUCGGCGUUGUUGAAAGCUCAAACUCCCAGCAGCGGGUGCAUUCGUUCGGCGCGUACCGAGAGAAGGAUUCCGGAGCACUGAGAUAAAGUCAUCCUUGUUUCCGACUCCGACUCCAGCAUUGAUAGAGGAGCGCAAGCCGGGUGAAUGGAUUCGAAACUCGUGCGUGAUGCACUGCCUGUAGCCAGAAAUCACCCGAGGAACUAUCCCAAAUCGAGAGGAGAGCGCUCGAGCUCGUUCUGGAUGGGAGAAUGACUUGAUUCUGGGGGAUUUAUGAGACAAUAUGACGGACUGCUGCUCUGCGAGGUCGGGCAAUGAAAUAGGAUCGUUGAUCUUAGACUGGGCUUGCGGUUAUCGAUCUUGAGAGGCGGCAAUUCAA
Mycena citricolor is the source of this 529-nucleotide messenger RNA. Lineage: Eukaryota; Fungi; Basidiomycota; Agaricomycetes; Agaricales; Mycenaceae. The record is from the annotation of a GenBank genome assembly.